Prorocentrum cordatum is the source of this 1583-nucleotide messenger RNA. Lineage: Eukaryota; Dinophyceae; Prorocentrales; Prorocentraceae. The record is from the annotation of a GenBank genome assembly.
GUCCGACGCUGCGGGAGCUGCUCAGGACCCCCAUGGGGCUCCUCGACCUCCGCUGCGCAGCCCUUUUUGUUGGCUGUGCGCUUGCGCGGGGGGCAGGAGCCCGGCCACCCCUCUCGCCUCUCCCUCCCUCCCGCCCCCGCCCCUCCAGGACUGCCCCCUCCGGCCCCUCCCGCUGCGGGAUGCCGAGGCCGCUCCCGGUGGCGCCCUGGCGGCCGCGCCGGAGGCCUGCCGCUGGCAGCGCGCCUGCGCUGCUGCUGCUGCUGGCCGGCGGCGGCGGCGGCGCGGCGGCGGGGUCGCAGGAGCCGGUCGCGCCACUGGAGCGCAUCCCGUGCAGCCGCGACGCGCCCGACCUGGGCUUUGCGGCCAUGUGCGCCUGGCUCGAGGACACGUGCAAGGCCAAGGGCACCAGCAGGGUGCACGUGGCGAGCUUCCCGCACGGGGGCGCGCCCGUGCGGGGCCUGGGCGUGAGCUCGGACGUCGCCAAGGGCGACCACGUCUUCUGCAUCCCGAAGGCGUGCUGGCUGAACGAGGACGUGCUGCCGGACCCAUUCGACGACGGGCCUGGGACACACUGCACGUCCAACGAGAGGAUGGCGCUCUGGCUGGCAAACGAGGUCAAGAAGGGCCCCGAAUCCUUCUACAGCCCAUAUUUUCCAGUGCUGCCCACCGAGGAGGCGUACAGGCGCUUCCACCCGGCAUAUCUGGAAGGCUUCCAGCUCGACGAGAGCGUGGAUUUGUGGAAAAUGUGGUUGGGAAGACUCCACCUCUGCCAUGGAGGCAGGGAGUCGCCCACGUGGGCGGAGGUGAAGCUCACCUACGUCUGGUUGCUGACUCGGCAGUUUGGGGGCGUAGGCAUGACUCCCCUGGCGGACAUGCCCAACACGGCUCCCGAGCCUGAGCUGAACGUCCAGCAGAUACUCAACCACGGGGGCGACUUCUGCCUCAAGGCUCUGAGAGAUCUGCCCGCGGGAACGGAGUUACUCGUGGAUUACGGGGCACCGCAUCACAGCCCCACGCUGAUGUUCCUCAUAUAUGGCUUCGCGCUGGAGAGGGAGCAUCACAACGUGACAGUGCCCAGCGCCGAGGAGUACGCGAGCGCCGAGUACAUGCUGAGCCCGAGGGACGGCUGCGCGGGGCUGCGUCCGCCGGAGUUCCAGCUCCCACCGGACGCAGGUCCGCCGCUCCAGAACCUCGCGCGCUUCGCAGCUCGCCACUGCCGUGCUCCACUGGAUGAGCUGUGAGUCGUCUGAGGCACGGAGGGACAUGACAUUGCCAGGGAAGUCUGAGCUCGCUCGUUCCAGGGUGCAAUCAGCAUCUAUGUGCGCACUCACGUAGAGCAACCUCAUCCCUCCUCUCUCCUCCCCAUCUGAUCAUCUUUACUUGGCUCUCCUUUCUUCCGGAGCACGCCGCAUGCCCAAGAAGUGCGCCUGUUUCUCCUAAUAAGAUUGUUUCGUAUAUAUCGUAGUCAUCUCACACAGAAGCGCAACAAGAAGAUCCACGUUCAACCGCUUGAUUUAGAGAAUGGCGAUGGCCGUCUCGCUCUAAAGUUAGAGAUUCACUUCCUGUCGUCGUGUUUUUUGCUA